Messenger RNA from Triticum aestivum (bread wheat), 2038 nucleotides. RefSeq names its product beta-glucosidase 10. The record is from RefSeq and is a predicted model, not a curated record. The coding region runs from base 296 to 1723 and encodes 475 amino acids. The transcript is spliced from 14 exons. Gene Ontology annotation, biological process: carbohydrate metabolic process. Gene Ontology annotation, molecular function: beta-glucosidase activity. Lineage: Eukaryota; Viridiplantae; Streptophyta; Magnoliopsida; Poales; Poaceae.
CACCCCUUCGCGCGGACAACGGAGAAGCGAGGAACGCACAGCCGAUGAGGCCUCUGCGCGCCGUCGCUCUGCUCCUCGUCGCGGCGGCAGCAGCCGCGGCCGCCGCGACGCCGUGGGCGGGGAGCGGCCAGGAGUCCGGCUCCAUCAGCAAAGACGACUUCCCUGGGGACUUCAGCUUCGGGGCUAGCACAUCAGCUUAUCAGUGGGAAGGCGCGGCGGCGGAGGACGGCCGGACCCCCAGCGUGUGGGACACCUUCGCUCACGCUCACGCCCACGCCCACGCCGGAUCGGGGCCAUGGUGGAAAUCGAAAGAAGUGGACCAUGUGGACUAUGCCUCAUUGCUUAUAAGUUCUGCAAUACAGGUGAUGACUCUGUAAAUGGUGAUGUGGCAGCUGACGGCUACCAUAAGUACAAGGAGGAUAUCAAAUUAAUGAAGGAGACCGGACUGGAUUCUUAUAGAUUCUCUAUCUCUUGGUCAAGGCUUAUUCCUAAAGGAAGAGGAGAAAUCAAUCCAAAAGGAGUAGGAUACUACAAUAAUCUCAUCAAUGAACUACUUGAUCAUGGAAUUCAACCACAUGCAACGAUUUUCCAGUAUGAUCUUCCUCAAAUCCUUGAAGAUGAAUAUGGUGGAUGGUUGAGUCCCCAAAUAAUUGGUGAUUUCACAGCAUACGCAGAUGUGUGCUUUAGGGAAUUUGGGGAUAGAGUUACCAAUUGGACUACUCUAAAUGAACCUAACGCUUUAGUUUCGGUUGGCUAUGAUGCUGGUAUUGGGCCACCGGGGAGAUGUUCUAAACCAUUUGGAUUUGCUGACUGUUCCUGUGGGGACUCUGUAAACGAGCCAUACGUUGUAGCUCAUAAUUGCUUAUUGGCUCAUACCUCAGCUGUGUCACUAUACAGAAGAAAGUAUCAGACAAAGCAACACGGACUUAUUGGCAUGAAUAUAUGUAUAAAUAACAUAGUACCUUAUACAAAUUCAACGGAAGAUAUAGCUGCAGCGAAAAGAGCACAAGCCUUCUACACAGGCUGGUUCUUGGAUCCUCUCUAUUAUGGAGACUACCCACUUGUGAUGAAGGAGAAUACUGGCUCCAAGUUGCCAAAAUUUUCUCAAAGCCAGUCUAAACAACUAAUCAAUUCUAUGGACUUUCUUGGCAUCAAUUACUACACAUUUUUGUACGUGAAGGAUGACCCGCAUCAUGCUCCUAGCAACAAAAGGAAUUUCAGGGCUGAUAUGGCUGCUAAAUCAAUAUUUUCAAGCAAUUCUACCAGUGGAUUCUAUGUGCCAGGUUAUGGGAUACAGCAAGUGCUUGAACAUUUGAAGCAAUUUUAUGGUAAUCCUCCAAUCUAUAUCCAUGAGAAUGGAUAUCCAAUGCAUCAAGAUGUAGUAUUUGAUGAUGGCCCUAGGGUGGAAUUCUUGAGUGAACAUCUUAAGAACCUUCUCACUGCUGUCAGAUCCGUUAUUGGUCACCCAGAAACUGUCAAAAUGAUGCUCAGUAGAUUCACCAAGAGCCUUUGUAUAAAAGGGAAUGGUUCGAAUACUAGGGGCUACUUUGCCUGGUCGCUGAUGGAUUUAUAUGAACUACUUAGUGUCGGGGACACGUAUGGACUCUAUUACGUGGAUUUUGCUGAUGAUGAUCUCAAGAGGUAUCCAAGGAGCUCUGCGAUUUGGUACAAGGAUUUUCUCAAGGGGAGGCACACGGAGACGGGGAGAUUCUCCGAUCACUAGCUCGGGUAGACUGCGCUAGGUGUUUUCCGUAGGUUAAACUGUUCCGUCCCCCCACGUUAUUCCAAACACAUGAAAGUGGCCGAUGCGGAGUGAGACGGAAGACUAUAAUUUUAUACCAGGUUACUACUGUAGAUGUUUCCUAUCUACAGCAUCUCAUCUUUAGCGCACAAAUAUGUCAUUGCGCAGGCUACUCGACAUCAUACGAUGCUUCUUCUUUUUUAAGCCAAGACCGUAGAACAAUUGUUCUACGGUAAUUUUUCAUUAUAUAAAUAUGUACAAUUACAGGAAAAAAUAAAUAAAGACUCGUUCAACCAA